Molecule: messenger RNA, 1005 nt
Organism: Cooperia oncophora
Lineage: Eukaryota; Metazoa; Nematoda; Chromadorea; Rhabditida; Trichostrongylidae
Source: the annotation of a GenBank genome assembly
AUGAUAUUCUCGAACUACUCGAUCGAGGACUAUGACCAGACUUCAACGUAUCUAUAUGCAAUUGAAGGGACAAUAUUAGUUAUCUUCAAUGCGUUUGCCGUCCUCCGUUUUCUGAGAAGCAGUUAUCAUAGAGCGAAUCGGGACAGUCUUCUUAUAGUAGGUCAGGAUAACCCUACUAAGGAAGAACAUGUUGUUUCGUCAGAAUGGUUACUUUUUAUACACCUUUGUUCUGAAACACUCCUGCACGUUCUUUCAGGCUGCUUGAUCUUCGACACAUUAUUUGAUUUUCCUGCAGUGACAAAAUGGGAAUGCCUUGGCACGCCGGCCUUGCUUUUCGUCAUUAUUACGCCUACAGCAGGGUUAUUUGCUUUCAUUACGUCACUUGAUCGAUUCUACUGUGUUAUGUUCCCUUUGAAAUACCUUCGACAACGAGUUCCUUAUGCACUUACAGUAAUGUUUUCUGCGUAUUUUAUAGCAUUAAUACCUAUUGGAAAAGCGAUUAUUGACAGCUAUCCCUAUCGGUUUGUGAAAGAUGAACCAGCCACAUGUAGUCUGAACAACGCUGUGACCGCCAGUAACUUCGUUUUGCUUCGAAUUAUUCGUGUGGUAUCCACAUUAUCUUGCGUACUGAUUUAUAUACCGAUUUUUGCAAGAAUGUAUAAGAAUAUACGUAUACAUCAUGAAAUGACUAAUCAGGGUGCUCGAUAUCAGAAGAAGUUACUGCGAAUGACGCUGACAAUAUCGCUUAUCACAUCAAACCCCAUUUUAUUUUUCACUAUACCUGAUAUCAUUAUGAUACUCAAUCCAAACUUCAAGAGCAAUAUAUUCUUUAUAUUGAAUUUAAAUAAGGGUAUCAUAAACAUUAUAAUAUUCAUGGCUACUCAGCGAACCCUUCGGCAGGUUUUAUGCGGCAAGUCGGAUAAUUCUGAGCUAAUGGUAUCAAUGAGGGCAGGAAGUAGGACGAAAACGGUCACUGCCUCUAAUAAAACCGAUAUUGUACAUUAA